Molecule: messenger RNA, 5006 nt
Organism: Pseudomyrmex gracilis
Lineage: Eukaryota; Metazoa; Arthropoda; Insecta; Hymenoptera; Formicidae
Gene: p120ctn
Product: catenin delta-2
Exons: 13
Coding region: 48-2975 (975 amino acids)
Biological process (GO): cell-cell junction assembly; cell-cell adhesion
Cellular component (GO): nucleus; cytoplasm; adherens junction
Molecular function (GO): cadherin binding
Source: RefSeq, a predicted model, not a curated record
AAGAGAAAUUCGUUUUCAGACGCGUCCUACAGGAGAAAGCUCCCGAUAUGCCACAAUACACCGGACAAAGCGACACGGAUUACCAUGGGAGUAACGGGCAGGCGGACACCCAUUCGUUGCAUUCAUCUCACUUGUCUGUCCAGGAAGAUCCUCUGCUUAUUCGAACUCACAAGCAACAGACUUCUCAACAAGUAACGACCGUGACGAAAGUAGUGCGUGAGGUUUCCCACAUGGAGCCAGAUCCAGGAGCAGUCAGCUAUAUGUCGGUGCCGCUGAUGUCGCAGGAAUAUCAACAUGCAGAUCCGCGCUACUCCGCGGAUCCGUACAUGGUCAGUUUUGACCAUUAUGAUCCGUAUCUUGGGUAUCCGCCGCAGCCUGGGUACCCGGGAUCUCACGGCAUUUACAUGCCGCGGUCGCACUCUCCGCACAGUCCUCACAGUCCGUCAGAACAUAGUCGUGCUUCCCCACCACACGAGUACAUGCGCAAGGGCGCGCCUUAUGUGGAAGGUAGCUAUAACGACAUUGACCCCAGCUUAAAUCCCGCUUUGCAAGACCAUUAUCGCAUUACUCCGAGCCCAGGUGGUCCUGGAGAUCAGUACGAUCGAAUCAGCAACACGUGGAAUAUGGAUGACUCUGGUGAACCCUCUCAGCAUCCUCAUGAUGAAAGCAAAGUAGCCUACGGAUACGUGUCGCCAUCGCCAUACGGACCUGUAGGAUACGGGCCUGCCGUGGGUGUUGGGCCUGUGCCAAGCGAUGUGCCUGGUUACGAGGAGGGUCAUUCGGGUGUACAGCUGACAUCAGGUGUGCCACCUGGCAUCUUUGAGGACGAGGUGCAUUUGCAACGACUUCAGUCGCGUCACCCAGUAGUGCCUGGUAUGGCAAGUCCUCUCGAUGACGAUCAGAAAUCCAUGCGCUGGCGGGAUCCAAACCUAUCCGAAGUAAUCGGCUUCCUCAGCAAUCCCAGCAACGUCAUCAAGGCAAACGCGGCCGCCUACUUGCAGCACCUCUGCUACAUGGAUGAUCCGAACAAACAGAAGACACGCAGUCUUGGCGGCAUACCGCCGUUGGUGCAGCUGCUGGAACACGACAAUCCAGACGUGUACAGAAACGCGUGCGGUGCACUUCGGAAUCUGUCUUACGGCCGGCAGAACGAUGAGAACAAACGCGCGAUCAAAAACGCCGGCGGAGUACCGGCUCUCAUUAGUCUGCUGCGAAGAACAUCGGACGCGGAUGUCAAAGAGCUGGUUACAGGGGUACUAUGGAACUUGUCCUCGUGUGAAGAUUUGAAGAGGUCGAUCAUCGAUGACGGCGUAACGAUGGUGGUAAACAACAUAAUAAUACCUCACAGCGGCUGGGACCCGAGCUCGUCGAACGGAGAGACGUGUUGGUCUACGGUCUUCCGAAACGCGUCCGGCGUGCUGAGGAAUGUUUCUAGCGCAGGCGAGUACGCGCGAAAGAACUUACGCGAAUGCGAGGGUCUUGUGGACGCGCUGCUUUACGUGGUGCGUUCGGCGAUUGAGAAGUCCAACAUCGGCAACAAGAUUGUUGAGAAUUGUGUGUGCAUCCUGAGAAACCUGAGCUAUCGUUGUCAGGAGGUAGAGGAUCCCAAUUACGAUAAACAUCCGAUCCAGUCCACGGUGCAAAACAGAGUAGCUGCACCCGCGAAAGCAUACAGUUUAUGUCAAGGCGAGAAUCUGGGUUGUUUCGGCGGCAGUAAAAAGAAGAAGGACGGUCAACCGGUCCAGAAGGAAAACACUACGUCGCGUAUGACGAGUCCACGAACCGAGCCAAUUAGAGGAAUGGAACUGCUCUGGCAACCGGAGGUGGUUCAGUCAUAUCUUAGUCUUUUACAGUCUUGUUCGAAUCCAGAGACACUGGAAGCCGCCGCUGGUGCGCUGCAGAAUCUCGCUGCCUGUUACUGGCAGCCGAGUAUCGAGAUUCGCGCGGCCGUUCGUAAAGAGAAGGGCCUCCCUAUAUUAGUAGAACUCUUAAGAAUGGAGGUACAAACUCAAAAGAUUCAAGUGGAUCGAGUGGUUUGCGCGGUGGCGACUGCGCUAAGAAAUUUGGCGAUAGACCAGCGCAAUAAAGAAUUAAUAGGCAAGUAUGCGAUGAGGGAUCUUAUUCAGAAGCUACCAUCUGGAAAUAAUCAACACGAUCAGGCAACGAGCGAUGAUACGAUCGCCGCAGUGCUCGCUACCCUCAACGAAGUCAUUAAGAAGAACGCCGAAUUCUCACGGUCAUUACUAGAUGCCGGCGGCGUCGACAGAUUAAUGAAUAUUACUAGACAACGCCAAAAAUACACGCCUCGUGUGCUUAAAUUUGCAGGUCAAGUGUUAUACACCAUGUGGCAACAUCAAGAACUAAGAGAUGUAUACAAAAAGCACGGUUGGAAGGAGCAAGACUUUGUUACGAAAACCGUAGCUGCCAGAAAUUCAGGGCCUAAUUCACCCAACAACGCCAAUAGAUUUUUUCACGCGGAGUCCUCGAAACUUCUUUUAAGGAUUUUCGAUUCUACGUUAAAAUGUAGUUACGAUUGCAGUACUUUAAAUCGACCAAUGGCAAGUCAAGGGAGCACGAGAUAUGAGGAUCGAACGAUCCAACGUGCGAACAUGAAUUCGAAUAAUGUCGGUCGACCUACUAUAUAUCAAUCACAGCCGAAACCCGGUGAGCCGCUCUACGCGCAAGUUAAUUUGGAGAAGAAAAAGAAGCGACAGUACGAGCUGGGGGUGGGCCAGGGUGGUGGUGGCGGCGGCGGCGGCCAAGUGAUUGGUCAAGUCGGCAGCGGCGUCACGAUACCCGUUGGUGGCGGAGUGACUGGGCCCGGCGGCGGCGGUAAUGGUGGAGGCGGUAGCAAUCAGUGGAUAUCCGAUGGUGUCGGAUUAGUGCCGGACGGCACGGGGACGGCAGUCACGACGGUGGCCAAUCAGGUGCCCCCGAGCGCGACUGUCGCCGCCGCUGGCGACUCCUGGGUGUAACGUGAUUACACGAGAAUACUAGAUCCUCACUGGAAACCUUGAGCUUGUCCCCGAGUUGCAGUCUCUAACUAUAUUAUUGUGUAGAUGUGGAAGAUCGUCCAAUUUUUUAAGAAAUCUACGUUGACCUUCCCGAAUGCAGAGCGACUUUCCUGUUGUGGAUUUUUGGGAAUUAAGAAACGUUUAUUUUGGACUCUGCGAAGAAAGUUUGAUACUAAGAAACGGCUGCUCGUUUACGUUUUUUUGCGAAGAAACUUCAUGGCUAAGUUAGUCAAACGAUUAAGGGAAUUGGCAAGUUUAGAGGAACGUUUAUUUGCAGGGUGUUAAAGUAAGGAAACUAUAUGAGAGAUCGUAGUAACUUAUAUUACGGAAUAUAAAAAAUGGUGUGAAUCGUUGAUAUAGUUCGAUUACGUGCAUUUGUUCGCGCAAAAAUAAUAUCAAAUGUUUAGAAGAGUUACGCGAGCUAGCUUUUAAAGAGGAAAAGGAAGCGAAAUAAUUACGCUUUGCAAGGUGUACAGAAACAGAAACGUCCAUGUUAUGAAUCUCCAUUAAGAAGAAUUUAAAACAAAAAAUGGCAGCUGAAUCCGAAUUUGGGAUAGUAACGACAAGGCAGCGCUCCUGAAUUAGACUGAGCUUAGAGUUUUAUUGAACUAAGUUAAAACGCGGGAAUGAGAGGAACUGUACAUUUAUUUCCGGUGAAGAAUUGAAGAUGUAAUAUAAGUAUAAUACAGAUAAAGUUUAUGGGAAAAACGCGCGCGAGAGAGAGAGAGAGAGAGAGAGAGAGAGCGAUCAAGUUGUCGAAUGAAAAAAGAACGAGGGCGAGUUUUUAUGGAAAACUCGAUUCCAAUUGCAAGGAAUUGUCUUGUCUCGGUUGCAAAGAUGCAAAGAGCUCUUUUUUCUUCGAUUUCCCAUAUGUUGAAACGACGCGUUAUAAACGGAACAAGCUCGAAAUAGUCGGGGAAAAGAGAAAAAAGGUUGAGAUCAAAGGCUCUGUGCACGAGCAAAAUAAAUCGAAAACGUCUUUGGUUACGCUCCGAUUAAAUAUACUUGAACUGUGAAAGAAAAAGCCGCGACCUUGAAAAGAAACCCUGACGCAUUUAUCGGAGUCCGAGAACUUAGAAAAUAAGAAUUAUUUGAGAAAAAGACGGGGAUCAUCGAGCGAAUCUGGCAUAACGCGAAAAUGCACUUGCAAUCUCAUUAUACUCGAUAAAUAAGCAGCGAGAAACAAUGAGAGAGAGAUAGAAAGAAAGAGAGAGAGAGAGAGACAGAGACAGAGAGAGAGAGCAUACGUCGCAGCUAACCACAUCCGCAGCAGUAGUCGCACUAAUGGCUCUAAUAUCUUCAUUGCACAAUUCUAAAUUAAAUAUGUACACACCGCGUAAUAUAAAAUAUGUAUUACACAAGAUCGCAUACAUUUCUACACGUUAUACAUACACCGUUAUGAUCUUAAACGUAUAUUUUAAGGCAAUAUCAGCGGUUGACAUCAAGCGUAUACACCCGAGAUCAUCGCGACGUACUGCGCUAAGAAUAAUUAGACGUGUCUCUGUGUGAGUAUUAUAAAUAAGUGAAAGCAAAGAGGCGUCAACGCGCGCGGAGAAAUCAUCCGCGUAAUUUUUUAUGCAGCUCGAUAGUUUACACGAAGACGUAAAAUAAUAUUCCUUAGAAUUGUAUUUAAACAAUAAAGCGCAAGAUUAUAAUAGAUACACAUUCGAUUAUUACAGUUGUAACUCGACGAUUAAUUGUAAUUUAUAAGACAAACUGUUAUGAUUGUUUGACAAAAGUUUUAGUUUGCCCAAGCGACGUAACGAAGGAGAAUGGUAUUUGAUUGAAACAAAAAAAGAAAACAAAAGACAAAGCUGUAUGUAUAUACCUCUGUUAGUGUAAAUCGCAUAAAAGUUAAUUGAGAUAAAUAUUUAAUCCCUAUUAUAUAGUAUGAUAAGAGAGAUUGCAUUUGCACUUGCUUCUUUGUAAUAUUUGGACGCCCACCAAUUGUCGCGCGCGUGCGCGUGUAUUAUAAAUAUAAAAAUUUAUAUA